UGGUGAUAUAUUUUCCAUUUGUUUAAUAAUCUCAUUGAAUAUAAUGUUUACGACUUAUACCCCACGCAUGCGUAAAACGUAGCCUCCGGGAAGCACGUGUAUUUUACAACAAGUGAAAUGGGACCACCAGGUUUUCGUGGCAGAGGUGGCGGUGGUGGAGGAUUUAGAGGCGGUGGGGGUGGAAGAGGAGGAGGAUUUAGAGGAGGUGGAGGAAGAGGAGGAAGAGGUGGUGGAAGAGGUGGACGUGGUGGAUACCAGGAUUAUGGCCCUCCAGAGGAAGUUAUGGAACUAUGCCACUUUGUACACCCAUGUGAGGAUGAUUUAGUGUGUAAAUGCACAAAUGAGAAGAUCCCAUACUUCAAUGCACCUCUGUACCUGGAGAACAAACAACAGAUCGGAAAAGUGGAUGAGAUAUUUGGAUCCAUCAGGGACUACUAUGUAUCGGUGAAACUCUCAGAUGACAUGAAGUCGAAAUCAUUUACAAAGGAGACAAAGUUUUUUAUAGACCCUGCAAAAUUAUUACCACUUCAAAGAUUUUUACCUCAACCUAAAGGAGCUGGCAGAGGAGCAAGAGGUGGAAGAGGUGGACGAGGAGGUGGAAGAGGAGGUAGUGGAGGUUUUAGAGGUCGAGGAGGACGAGGAGGAGGUGGUGGCUUCCGAGGGGGUGGACGUGGAGGUGGAGGUGGCGGAGGAUUCCGAGGUGGUGGAGGAUUCCGUGGAGGACGUGGGGGUGGGGGUAGAGGCAGAUACUAAACACUGCAUUUGGUCAGUCUCAUACUUGGGAUCUAUUACAUUUCACCAACACAAUUCACUGAGUAAAUGGAUGUUCAAAAUAUUGUACAAAUGGUCAUGAAUCUGAUGAAGCUUGAAGAGGAAUUCAAAUACAGAUUUUAGUGUAGGUUGUUGUGAUACAUAUACCAAUAUUGUAAUAAAAGAACAAGAAUUUUCUCAAAUAAUGACCUCCCACUGGUAAUACUAGCAUUAACCAGGUCAUACCCAGUUAUUGUUUCACAGAUAUUGGUCAAACCUUUUCGAUAUGACAACUUGUUAUCUUAGAAAAAAACACUGGUAACAUGACAGGAAACCUAUAUUAACAUGUUAUACUUGGAUGGAAGACUUAAGAAUAUAAAUUGUGUAGACCACAAAGUGUUCUCUGUGUAUGAGUGAGUUAAGUUCUGGAGGAUUUGAUCAAUUCUUCAUAUGACAUACAUAAUCAAUAUGAGUGACAUAUCUUUUGGAGUCGAACAUGUUGCUGUUUUAAUACUGUAUGUUUUCCUGUAAAACUCAUUCAUUAUGUCAUUGAUUAUAAAUUCCAUAUCAAAACAAGUCAUUGAUUAUAUUUGAACUUUCAGACACUUUGCUUUUAUGUAAAUUCUAUUUCAGUAAAUUCAGACAUAUUUUUACUGACUCAAUUUUUAUACGGAACAGCCAUUUUGAUGGUUUUACAUUUUCUUCCAUAAUUAUUAUAAUUCUAUUAUAAUGGUCAAUGGCAUUUAUAAUCUGAUUAGUACCACUUGUAGGUUUGUGUUCGUAGGCUUGUGCUGUUAGCAGCUCUUUUUGUUCAACUGUUCUAAUGUAUGAGCAUUUAUGCACAUGACAAAGAUAGAUACACAUUCGUAGUUAGACUUGGUACACAGCUGACAGUCACAAAUUAAACCUUGGGUUGGCAAUUCCUGUGAGCUUCCUGUAAUUAGGAUUACAAAACAUUUCUUUUACUAUUGGAAUUUU
Messenger RNA from Pecten maximus, 1728 nucleotides. Its product is annotated as H/ACA ribonucleoprotein complex subunit 1-like. Gene Ontology annotation, molecular function: box H/ACA snoRNA binding. The record is from RefSeq and is a predicted model, not a curated record. Gene Ontology annotation, cellular component: box H/ACA snoRNP complex. Lineage: Eukaryota; Metazoa; Mollusca; Bivalvia; Pectinida; Pectinidae. The transcript has 7 exons. Bases 118 to 753 code for a protein of 211 amino acids. Gene Ontology annotation, biological process: ribosome biogenesis; snoRNA guided rRNA pseudouridine synthesis.